Molecule: messenger RNA, 2318 nt
Organism: Chanos chanos (milkfish)
Lineage: Eukaryota; Metazoa; Chordata; Actinopteri; Gonorynchiformes; Chanidae
Gene: kars1
Product: lysyl-tRNA synthetase 1
Exons: 15
Coding region: 111-1937 (608 amino acids)
Biological process (GO): basophil activation involved in immune response; diadenosine tetraphosphate biosynthetic process; positive regulation of macrophage activation
Cellular component (GO): cytoplasm; cytosol; mitochondrion
Molecular function (GO): tRNA binding; ATP binding; ATP:ADP adenylyltransferase activity
Source: RefSeq, a predicted model, not a curated record
GUAGUUGGCGUAGUUAGUCUAAGAAGAUGGCGGACGGGGCCACUGUGGAUGGGGAGAAACUCAGUAAAAAGUUGGCUCUUGACUGAUUCGGUAAAUUAGCCUCGUCCAGCAUGUGGACUCUGGUCAGAGUUGCCAGACAGCAGUUGUGCCAUGCUGUUGGGUUCAGGGCACAGAGAUCAAAGCUUGCCAGCCCAGUAGCCAUGCCUGUGCUUAUUCAGGGGAAUCGCUGGCAUGGUGACAAAAGUGAGCUGAAAAGGCGCAUGAAAGCUGAGAAGAAAGCUGCUGAGAAGGAAGCCAAGGUCAAAGAACAGCUGGAGCAAAAAAAGGAGACCAAUGACAAGCAAGAGCACAAUAUCUUUGGAGCUGAUGAGGAGUCUCUGGAUCCCAAUCAAUACUUCAAGAUCCGGACACAAGCCAUCCAAGCACUGAAAGGUAGCUCUGAAGACCCCUACCCUCACAAGUUCCAUGUGGAUCUGUCACUCACGGAGUUCCUUGAGAGAUACAACCACUUACAGCCUGGGGAUCAGCUGACUGACGUUGUCCUCAAUGUCGCUGGUCGAAUCCAUGCCAAGAGAGCCUCAGGUUCCAAGCUGCUGUUCUAUGAUCUCAGAGGAGAGGGUGUCAAGCUACAAGUGAUGGCUAACUCCAAGAGUUACAAAUCAGAGGAAGAGUUCUUAAAAAUCAACACCAGGUUAAGACGGGGGGACAUCAUUGGUGUUCGUGGUAAUCCUGGAAAGACAAAGAAGGGGGAGUUAAGCAUUAUCCCAAUAGAGCUGACCUUGCUAUCUCCAUGUUUGCACAUGCUUCCUCACCUCCACUUUGGCCUUAAGGACAAAGAAACAAGAUUCCGUCAGCGAUACUUGGACCUUAUUCUCAAUGACUUCGUGAGACAGAAGUUUGUGACUCGUGCCAAGAUUAUCACUUACUUGCGAAACUUUUUGGAUCAGCUUGGCUUCCUUGAGAUUGAGACUCCAAUGAUGAAUGUGAUACCUGGUGGAGCAGUGGCACGACCCUUUAUCACCUAUCAUAAUGAGCUGGACAUGAACCUGUACAUGAGGAUUGCCCCUGAACUGUAUCACAAGAUGUUAGUGGUCGGAGGCAUUGACCGUGUCUAUGAAGUUGGACGCCAGUUUAGAAAUGAAGGCAUCGACCUCACCCACAACCCAGAGUUCACUACCUGCGAGUUCUACAUGGCCUAUGCAGAUUAUAACGACCUGAUGGAGAUCACAGAGAAACUGCUGUCUGGAAUGGUGAAGCACAUUACUGGAGGUUAUAAGGUGACAUAUCAUCCUGAUGGUCCUGAGGGGCAGGCCUAUGAAUUAGACUUCACUCCCCCCUUCAGAAGGAUUAGCAUGGUUGCAGAACUGGGGAAGGAGUUAGGGGUGAAGAUGCCGCCAACUGACUCAUUUGACAGUGAUGAAACACGAAAGUUCUUGGAUGACCUGUGUGCCCAGAAAGGAGUUGAAUGCCCUCCUCCCAGAACAACCGCUCGUCUCUUAGAUAAGUUAGUGGGAGACUUCCUGGAGGUCAAAUGUAUUAACCCAACUUUCAUCUGUGACCAUCCACAAAUCAUGAGUCCUCUUGCAAAAUGGCAUAGAUCACAGAAGGGACUGACGGAGCGAUUUGAGCUCUUUGUUAUGAAGAAGGAGAUUUGCAAUGCCUACACAGAGUUGAACGACCCUAUCAGACAAAGAGAGCUGUUUGAGCAGCAGGCAAAGGCCAAGGCAGAGGGUGAUGAUGAGGCAAUGUUUAUUGAUGAAACUUUCUGCACUGCUCUGGAAUAUGGCCUUCCUCCAACUGCAGGAUGGGGCAUGGGAAUUGACCGUCUCACCAUGUUCCUCACUGACUCUAACAACAUUAAGGAGGUCCUACUCUUUCCUGCCAUGAAACCUGAUGAUAACAAACCAGCCCCACCUGCAGAGGGGACUUCAGUCUAAUGGUUUUGUCUGCAGAGUAGUAAAUGUCAAGUUGACUGGUCAAGCAGAGAAUUUGACCAUCUUAGUACAACUUGAAUUGUCAUGGGUUUUGUUAUUAUCUGGAUGUCAAAAGAUCUUCUUCAAUAAGGGAAUGAUUUUCAACAUUACAUUUAUCCUCAAACACUCGGCUUAACUGAAAAAUAAUCCAUAUUGUUCAGUGGUGUCUGUAUUUUUUUCCUACAUCUGUUUCGUGGCUUGAAGUGACCAAGCAGAUGAAGAUUCAAAUUCAGCCACAUUUUAACUGUUGAUCAAGUUUUGUGUACACUGUCCAGCUGUCCCCUUUUUUAAUCUAAAUAUGGGCAAAAUCAUUCUGCCUGCAGAAAUAAAAUACCUUGGUGAACA